UUGCGGUCAGUAAGCCGGCAGGUGUCUCCUCCGUGUGGACAGCCUCACCAGUAUCGCUUGUAAGUGAUCAAAGUACGGAGGUAACCCGAAACUGCGCCAGGUGGGGCAGAAGGGAUACUCUUGUUGGCAGUAAUUGUAAUGGUGUGGGCACUUUUCUACUUACCAACUCAGUCUGGCUUUUUUUGUAUUUUACCUGGGAGAGAAGCGCUGUUUAUCGGUGAAGGAGGAGCACCUGCUAGAGGAACCAGCAAGUUAAAAAGCAAACUUCACCUGCUCGGCGAACAAUAGACAGCAACAGUACAAUCGCAAAGAGGAUAUUCCUAAGUGGAGGAAAAAAAUAUAUAUAUCUGUAUUUGUGAUGUAAAAUGGCGACCGGACGGGAUUCUCUUUAAUCACAACGGUACUUUCUGAAUGAGAGUUGUUUUUAAUCAGAUCUGAGGGAUUUUGGCAUUAUAUACAUGCAUUUGGCGUGCUCCGCCGAGAGAGAGAUCGUGUAGGAAGAGAAGAUGUCAGUGGGCGAGCUUUACACCAAGUACACCAAGGUUUGGAUUCCUGAUCCGGAUGAAGUGUGGAAGUCAGCUGAAAUUAUCAAGGAUUACAAGGAGGGGGAUGCCAUUCUCCAUUUAAAACUUGAAGAUGAGUCGAUUAUUGAGUACCCUGUCAACACAAAGGCUAACCAGCUGCCUUUUCUGCGAAACCCUGACAUUCUGGUGGGAGAGAAUGACUUGACAGCCCUCAGCUACCUCCAUGAACCUGCCGUCCUUCACAAUUUGAAAGUUCGCUUUUUAGAGUCCAAUCACAUCUACACCUACUGUGGAAUUGUACUUGUUGCCAUUAACCCAUAUGAGCAAGUGCCCAUCUAUGGAGAAGAUGUCAUCUAUGCCUACAGUGGACAGAAUAUGGGGGAUAUGGAUCCCCAUGUCUUUGCUGUUGCAGAAGAGGCCUACAAACAGAUGGCUAGAGAUGAAAAGAAUCAGUCCAUCAUCGUGAGUGGAGAGUCUGGGGCUGGGAAGACGGUGUCUGCUAAGUAUGCCAUGCGCUAUUUUGCUACAGUUGGUGGGUCAGAAAGUGAGGCCAAUGUUGAAGAGAAGGUUUUGGCAUCCAGUCCAAUUAUGGAGGCAAUUGGAAAUGCCAAAACAACAAGAAAUGACAACAGCAGUCGCUUUGGUAAAUAUAUUCAGAUUGGGUUUGACAGACGAUAUCACAUCAUUGGUGCCAACAUGAGAACAUACCUGCUGGAGAAGUCAAGAGUGGUCUUUCAGGCAGAAGAUGAGAGAAACUACCAUAUAUUUUACCAACUGUGUGCCUCAUCAAGUUUGCCAGAGUUUAAGGAUUUAGCUCUGACAAGUGCAGAUGAUUUCUUCUACACAUCUCAAGGUGGAAACAUAUUUAUCAAAGGGGUGAAUGACGCUGAAGACUUUCAGAAGACAAGACAAGCAUUCACAUUAUUAGGUGUCAAGGAAUCCCAUCAGAUUGGCAUUUAUAAAAUCAUUGCAGCAAUUCUUCAUUUGGGAAAUGUUGAGAUAUUUUCAGAAAGAGAUGGAGAUUCAUGCAACAUAUCAAAAGAGGACGAGCACCUGAAUCACUUCUGUGACUUACUAGGAGUGGAACAUGACCAGAUGCAGCACUGGCUGUGCCACCGAAAGCUUGUCACAACAGCUGAAACGUACGUUAAAACGAUGUCAAAGCAGCAAGCGAUCAAUGCCAGAAACGCAUUAGCCAAGCACAUCUACGCCCAGCUCUUCAACUGGAUUGUGGAGCACGUUAACAAAGCCCUUCACACCACUAUCAAACAACAUUCCUUCAUUGGUGUGCUGGAUAUCUAUGGGUUUGAGACCUUUGAAUUUAACAGUUUUGAGCAGUUCUGCAUCAACUAUGCCAAUGAAAAAUUACAGCAACAGUUCAACUCUCAUGUGUUUAAGCUGGAGCAAGAAGAGUACAUGAAAGAGCAGAUUCCUUGGACUCUCAUUGAUUUCUAUGACAACCAGCCAUGUAUUGACCUGAUUGAAGCAAAGCUAGGAAUUCUGGACUUGCUGGAUGAAGAGUGUAAAGUGCCGAAAGGAACUGACCAAAACUGGGCACAGAAACUGUACGACCGACAUUCUAACAGCCAGCACUUCCAGAAGCCUAGGAUGUCAAACACGUCAUUCAUCAUUGUUCACUUUGCUGAUAAGGUUGAAUACCAGUCUGAUGGCUUUUUAGAGAAAAACAGGGACACCGUUUAUGAAGAGCAGAUUAACAUUCUGAAAGCCAGUAAGUACCAACUGGUAGCUGAUCUCUUUCAUGAUAAUAAGGAGGCAGGCCCCACUACGCCUUCUGUGAAGACUUUAAGGAUUAAUAUCCGUUCUGCCAGACCAUCUCCGCAAAUCCCUAACCGCGAACAUAAGAAGACUGUGGGUCAUCAAUUUCGAAAUUCCCUACAAUUACUAAUGGAAACACUGAAUGCUACAACACCACACUAUGUUCGAUGCAUCAAGCCUAAUGAUGAAAAGCUGCCGUUCUCAUUUGACCCCAGCAGAGCAGUUCAGCAGUUAAGAGCUUGUGGAGUGUUGGAAACGAUUCGUAUCAGCGCUGCUGGAUAUCCUUCUAGGUGGACAUACCCUGACUUCUUUAAUAGGUAUCGGGUGUUGAUGAGCAAGAAGAGCAUCGUUCUAUCAGACAAAAAAGCAGCCUGUCGCAACCUUCUGGAAAAUCUGAUUAAGGAUCCCGAUAAAUUCCAGUUUGGGAAGUCCAAGAUUUUUUUUCGGGCAGGUCAAGUUGCUUACCUGGAAAAGCUGCGAGCAGACAAGUUCCGAAGUGCAUGUAUUAUGAUACAGAAGACCGUGAAGGGCUGGCUGCAGAAGGUGAAAUACAGAAGGAUAAGGAAGGCAGCUAUCACUCUGCAGAGAUAUGGUCGUGGAUUUUUGGCUCGCAGGCAGGCUGAGAAACUUCGACAGACACGUGCUGCAGUUGUCUUUCAGAAGCAAUUCCGAAUGCUGCGCAUCCGUAGAGCCUUCCUUAAGGUCCGGAAAUCCGUUAUCACCAUCCAGGCUUUUGCACGGGGCAUGUUUGUCAGGAGGAUAUAUCAUGAGUUGCUACUGGAUCACAAAGCAAGUAUUAUUCAGAAGUAUGCCCGUGGUUGGAUGGCUCGUAAGAAGUUUGGACGUGCUAGAAAUGCAGCCAUUGUCAUCCAGUGCGCUUACCGUCGACUGUGUGCUCGACGUGAACUCAAGCAGCUGAAGAUAGAAGCUCGUUCAGCAGAACACUUGAAAAAGUUAAACAUUGGCAUGGAGAAUAAGAUUGUCCAGUUGCAGAGGAAAGUAGAUGAGCAGAACAAGGAAUACAAGUUCCUGAGUGAGCAGCUGCAUUCAAUCAGCACGGCAUAUGCACUGGAAGUAGAAAAGUUACGACGAGAGCUAGAACAGCACCGUGGCCGACAGGAGGAUGAAAAUCUGGUUGUGAGUCUUCAGCAAGAAGUCGAAAAACUCCAUACGGACCUGGAGACAGUAGAAAAGGAGAAGAAGCAGCUGGAAGAAUUGUACUCUUCGGAAAAAGCAUCCCUAGUCAAGAGAGUGGCAGAUCUUGAAGAAGAGAAUACAUUACUGAAGCAUGAAAAGGAGAACAUGAAUCAGAGAAUCCUCAGCCAGUCCAAAGACUCUGAAGACCAAGUCAUGAACCGGUCCAUGAAAGAAAGUCAAAUGAAGGCUGACUUAGAAGAGGAACGCUCUCGUUAUCAAAACCUGCUGAAGGAAUAUUCCCGUCUAGAGCAAAGAUAUGAAAAUCUUUAUGAGGAAAUGUCUCUUGUUAAGUUUCACCCAGGACAUCGGAGAAAUCCAUCUAAUCAGAGCAGUCUGGAGUCCGACUCCAAUUACCCAUCCAUUUCAACCUCAGAGCUUGGAGACACAGAUGACAGCAUGCAGCAAGUAGAGGAACUUGGACUGGAGAAAGCAGCAAUGGAUAUGACUUUGUUCUUGAAGCUGCAGAAGCGUGUUCGAGAACUGGAGCAGGAACGGCGACGGCUACAGACAGACCUGGAAAAGAUGGAAGAGCAGGCCAAGAAAAAGGGGAAUGAAUACAAAAACUCCCCUGAUCCAGACCGUGAUGCAGAUUCUGCCUACAAUUGUCUAAAGAGGCAAGAGCUGGAGUCUGAAAACAAGAAACUGAAAAAUGACCUAAAUGAGCUCAGAAAGGCCAUUGCUGAGAGAGCUACUCAGAACAACUCUUCAAACGAACUUCAGGAAAGCUACAAUCUCCUUCUAAAUCAGCUCAAGACGGCCAAUGAGGAACUGGAAGUGCGUAAGGAAGAGGUGCUCAUACUAAGGACUCAGAUCCUCAGCAGCGUUCAGCAGAAGGAGCCCAAUAUACACAUAGAAGGUAAUAGGAUACCAGAAUGGAACAAUGGUAUCAAACACCUGGAUGGAGAUGAGUCCAUUGAGUCAUAUGAGAACAUCUGUGAGACAAAGAACAAGUCACAAGACUGGGGAUACUUGAAUGAAGAUGGGGAGCUUGGUCUGGCCUAUCAGGGUUUAAAGCAAGUUGCCAGACUUUUGGAAGCCCAGUUGCAGUCUCAGAGCAUGCAGCACAAGGAGGAAUUGGAGGCACUGCACGCUCAGAUCGACGGGCUUAAAGAUGAGGUGGAAAGGCGGCAGGAGCUCCUGGCUCAGACUCUGCAGCUCUCGCCGGAGGCGCAAGUGGAGUUCAGCAUUCAGCAGGAGAUCACACGUCUCACGAAUGAAAACUUGGACCUUAAAGAAUUGGUUGAAAAAUUAGAAAAAAAUGAAAAGAAACUGAAAAAGCAGUUGAGAAUUUAUAUGAAGAAAGUACAGGAACUCGAAGUGAACCAGGUGACUGUGCAGCCUGAACGGCCGCGUCCUGAGCUGACUCGCCAGGCCACAGUACAGAGGAAAGAGAAGGAUUUUGAGGGAAUGCUGGAAUAUCAUAAAGAAGAUGAGCCACUGCUGGUGAAAAAUCUCAUUUCAGAUAUGAAGCCUCAAAUGGUAUCAGCAACUGUGCCCUGUCUGCCAGCUUACAUUCUUUUUAUGUGCAUCCGGCAUGCAGAUUACAUCAAUGAUGACCAAAAAGUCCACUCACUGUUCAAUGCAACCAUCAAUGGCAUUAAAAGAGUACUAAAGAAACACAACGAUGACGUUGAGAUGACUUCAUUCUGGCUGGCAAACACAAGCCGCUUGUUACACUGUCUGAAGCAGUAUAGUGGAGAUGAGGCUUUUAUGACUCAGAAUACAGCCAAGCAGAAUGAGCACUGCCUCAAGAAUUUUGAUCUUUCAGAGUACAGGCAGGUCCUGAGUGAUCUCUCCAUUCAGAUCUACCAGCAGCUUAUCAGAGUAGCAGAAGGUACUCUCCAGCCCAUGAUCGUUUCUGCCAUGCUGGAGAGUGAGAGCAUUCAGAGUCUUUCUGGAGUGAAGCCCAUGGGUUAUAGAAAGCGUUCAUCUAGCAUGGUGGAUGGUGACAACUGCUACUCUCUGGAGGCUGUCAUCCGACAACUAAAUGCCUUCUACAAUACCAUGUGUGACCAUGGACUAGACCCUGAGAUUAUCCAGCAGGUCUUUAAGCAGCUUUUCUACUUAAUCAAUGCGAUUACCCUGAAUAAUCUUCUGCUUCGUAAAGACAUGUGUUCCUGGAGCACAGGCAUGCAGCUCAGGUAUAACAUUAGCCAGCUGGAGGAGUGGAUACGAGGCAAAAACCUGCACCAGAGUGGAGCAACCAGCACUUUGGAGCCCCUUAUCCAGGCUGCACAGCUACUUCAGAUCAAGAAGAAAACCACAGAUGAUGCUGAAGCCAUCUGCUCUCUUUGCGCAGCACUGACCACACAGCAGAUUGUAAAAAUACUGAAUCUGUAUACUCCCUUGAACGAAUUUGAAGAAAGAGUAACUGUGUCAUUCAUCAGAACUAUUCAGGCUCAACUUCAGGAUCGACAAGACACCCCACAACUGCUGCUGGAUUUCAAACACACCUUCCCGGUUCUGUUCCCGUACACACCUUCAGCCCUCAGCCUGGACUCCCUGCACAUACCUGCCAGUCUUAACCUGACCUUCCUCACCAGAGUUUAAAAUGGCGCCAUCCACAGCUGUCGCAGUUGAAGGGGAAAUCGUGUGAGGUAGCCCGCCUUGGACGAUCUAGGAAUUUAUUUGCAAGGCAACUUGAAGUACCAGAAAUGUACUGAACCUUUUUUAUCAAACAUUGGUGGCACUUUACGACAAUAGUUACUGUUCUGAAUAGCACUGUGAUACGUUCCUCAUCACUGCAGCUAAACGUCAAGGAUCAGCAGUUUGCAUUUAAACAAAACAAAUGCAUUUGAAUGACUGGCGUGGGAUUUCUAAGGAACCCAUUUGCACUGUGUUGAACACACUGGUUGAUUGUUGUUAUUUCAAUGGAAAAAGUCUGGUUUUCUUUUCUGUAUGUUAACUUCACGUAUUUAUUUUGUAACAAAAUAGAAGAUUGACAGUACAUCAGCUUUUGUGUAAAUUUAAAUAUAUAGAUAUUUACCACUUUCUAAAUAGCCUGCUUCACCCAUCCUCUCAGCAUAUUUUCCCUUAAUAAUUAUCAGCACCCGAGUGAUGGUCAUAGAAAGAAUUAAAGCCUCACCUUUAUUGAGUCUCUUUUUUUUUUAUCCUUUUACCCAAAUUCUCAGCAGCAGUCAGAGACUAUUGACUACACCAAAUAGAGCCUUAUGUUUCUUUAUCAGUUUUACUUCCCAUUCUUUAUGAUAAUGAACAUCAUAAAAAAAAAAUCCUGGGAGGUCCAGGCUGAUAUGACAUUUUAGAGCACUGUCAUCAAGACAAAAGAGCAGUUGAAACUUCUCACUAUUGCACACUACUUUUUGAUUCUGUGAGUAGCACCAGUAUAUGUUUGCCCUGUUUGGUUUAGGGCUCACUCCAGCCCUCUUUUAAUGAUUUUAUUACACUAUAGAAAAUGUUCUUGGUCAAGAGAACUCCUGACAUUCAUCUCGUAAUCCACGUUCAUACAAACCACACAGAAUAUCACCGCUACACUCAAUGCAGAUUAAGUGAGAUGAUGCCAUCUAGUGGAUGCCAGUUAAACCUCACAUUGCACAUGCAGUCUGGUCUUUAUUAAGACUUGGGUUUCGGAAGCCACAUCUGAUCACAGCAUAUCUUCAUUUUGGGAAAGAAAAUAUUCCUCCCUUCUUAACAUUCACAAAGCUGCACUAAAGUGCAAUAAAGUCAUUCAGUAAAUGCGUCAACUUAAUGUCACGACGACGGAUGUGGCCACUUUGGCAAAGCAGUGUGUUCAAAUAAUCACUGAGGAUGGCAAAUUUAAUCAGUGUAAUAGAAAACCAUAAAAGAAAAAGAAAGCUUGAGCACGUUUUUAUAUCACAUAGUAGAAAGAAGUCAAUUUUGUUUUCACUUACGGUAAUAAUGCAUAUACCAAGUUUCUCAUUUGUGUUUUUUAUGUGAAGGUUUGUAUUGUAGCAUUGUUUUCUUGGCUACUCAGUUCAGAAGGCGUGUGAAUAUUAUUAUAUACGUUAGAAGGAUGGAUGAAUGUGUUAAGUGUCUCAAAGCCUCACCUUGAGUGCCCUGCGCGGGUGACGUCCUCUAAUAUAAAACGAAUACACGUCACUCUCUUCACGCGCGAAUCGUGUUGUAUUUACGCAGAGUGUGUGCUUAGGAGAUUUGUCUGGGACUUCCAGUGGGACGGUGGAGAGAGGAGACCCACGCACAAACCACUUGCUGAAUAUUCCACAAGAAGGGAACCGUUUGCCCAGAUUUGUAAACAGAAGGCCCUCCCUCAGUUUUAAAUAAUAGACGGGUGCUUUGUUUUAUUUUAUGAGAUUUGGUGCAAGUUUAGUAUUUUAUCCCUGGUGAUCCCAAUUAGUUGGUAUAUUGAUGAUUUGGCACUCAUGAUAGACCAUAUGACUUCAAUCUAAAUGAGCAAUCAUUCCUAAAAUAGCGUUGCCAUGUGCACACCAAUCCAGAGAUCUGAACAAAAUCUUACCCAUUAAAACAUGACAUGCUAGGAAGUUGUAGGGUCAGCCAUUCUGCUGGUGACGUGCAGGUUAACGAUUCUGUCGUCCAUUUUUAGCACAUGCUAGUUAGAUCGGACUCUUCCUUACUGAGUGUGAAGAUAAAUCAAAUGAAGCGAUUUCCUCACCCAAUAUUUGCUGUCCCAAGCCUUACUGAGCCAGGCAGACGGGAGCUCGCGGAUCUGAAGACACUGACAUUCCUUUCUCAUAUUCUCGAAUUUAGCUACGUGUGUAAAUCCUAGAAACACAUUCAGAUCUCAAGGGCAGCGUGCUGGAUUUUUAUAUUUGUACUGUGAUCUAAACAGUAAACUGACCAAUGUAAAAGACAAAAAAAAAAAAAAA
Messenger RNA from Polypterus senegalus (gray bichir), 8320 nucleotides. RefSeq names its product myosin VB (gene myo5b). Gene Ontology annotation, cellular component: cytoplasm; myosin complex; actin cytoskeleton. The record is from RefSeq and is a predicted model, not a curated record. The coding region runs from base 507 to 6047 and encodes 1846 amino acids. The transcript is spliced from 40 exons. Gene Ontology annotation, molecular function: ATP binding; actin filament binding; microfilament motor activity. Gene Ontology annotation, biological process: vesicle transport along actin filament; actin filament organization. Lineage: Eukaryota; Metazoa; Chordata; Cladistia; Polypteriformes; Polypteridae.